Talpa occidentalis (Iberian mole) is the source of this 3757-nucleotide messenger RNA. It is a transcript of the gene INTS15, whose product is annotated as integrator complex subunit 15. The record is from RefSeq and is a predicted model, not a curated record. Lineage: Eukaryota; Metazoa; Chordata; Mammalia; Eulipotyphla; Talpidae. The coding region runs from base 2 to 1306 and encodes 434 amino acids. The transcript has 6 exons.
CAUGAGCGACAUCCGCCACUCGCUGCUGCGCCGCGACGCGCUGAGCGCCGCCAAGGAGGUGCUGUACCACCUGGACAUCUUCUUCAGCAGCCAGCUGCAGAGCGCGCCGCUGCCCAUCGUGGACAAGGGCUCCGUGGAGCUGCUCGAGGAGUUCGUGUUCCAGGUGCCCAAGGAGCGCGGCGCGCAGCCCAAGAGAUUGAAUUCACUGCAGGAGCUUCAGCUUCUUGAAAUCAUGUGCAAUUAUUUCCAGGAGCAAACCAAGGACUCUGUCCGGCAGAUUAUUUUCUCAUCCCUUUUCAGCCCUCAAGGGAACAAAGCUGAUGACAGCCGGAUGAGCUUGUUGGGAAAACUAGUCUCCAUGGCGGUAGCUGUGUGUCGCAUCCCAGUGUUAGAGUGUGCAGCCUCCUGGCUCCAGCGGACCCCCGUGGUGUACUGUGUGAGGUUAGCCAGGGCCCUUGUGGACGACUACUGCUGCUUGGUGCCAGGAUCCGUUCAGACCCUGAAGCAGAUAUUCAGUGCCAGUCCUCGCUUCUGCUGCCAGUUCAUAACCUCCGUCACUGCGCUUUAUGACCUCUCUUCAGAUGAUCUCAUUCCACCAUUGGACUUGCUCGAAAUGAUUGUCAACUGGGUUUUUGAGGACCCUCGGUUGAUUCUUAUCACUUUUUUAAAUACUCCAAUAGCAGCCAAUCUCCCAAUAGGCUUUUUAGAGCUCACCCCGCUUACUGGAUUGAUCCGCUGGUGUGUGAAGGCCCCUCUGGCUUAUAAAAGGAAGAAGAAGCCCUCCUUAUCCAAUGGCCACGUCACUGCCAAAGUUCCAAAGGACUCGGGAGGGAUGGACAGAGACUUCCACCUCUUGUACUCGAAACUCCACCUCAGCGUCCUGCAGGUGCUCAUGAUGCUUCAGGUGCACUUGACUGAGAAGAAUCUUUAUGGGCGCCUGGGACUGAUCCUGUUUGACCACAUGGUCCCACUGGUCGAAGAGAUCAAUAGACUGGCAGAUGAACUGAACCCCCUCAAUGCCUCCCAGGAAAUUGAGCUGUCUCUGGACCGUCUCGCACAGGCUUUACAGGUGGCCAUGGCCUCUGGAGCCCUGCUGUGCACACGAGAUGACCUGAGGACCUUAUGCUCCCGGCUGCCCCACAAUAAGGAGGCAGCGAUGGUGGUGCACAGCGGGAUCCGUGUGGCCGCCUCGCUCCGGGGGAAGAAUUCCAACUUUGCUACUUCCUGCCUCUCUGACCUUGGGCAAGUUCCUGCCUCUCUGACCUCGGGCAAGUUCCUUAUCUCCUGCUGCACCUGUUUUCCCUAGAAAUAGAUUUUUUUCUUUCUCUAGAAAUAGAUUUUUUUCUAUUGAGAAAAUAAUAGUGACCUGUUCAAUGCACACCGCCCCCUCCGCCCCGCCAUAUGAUUUUUGUGAGACUUAAAUGAGUGAAAACACCGAAAGCACUUACAACAGUACUUGGAUGUAGUAUCUACUAAGUGUGACUACUGCCACUUACUUUACUAACAGGCAUUUCAUUUAAUCUUAUUCACUGAACCUAAGAGCAAAAGACUGUGUGCCCAAAAAUGUCCCAUGCAAAUGCGGCAAUACUAGUAGCAAAACCCCAGAAGUAGCCCUGUCUCCAGCGUGGGAUGCUUAGUAAGUAGGGACACAUCAGAAGGCUAGAACCGGGUAUCCACUAAAAACAGUCAUUGUGGCCGCUGUGUGGGGAAGUGUCUACAGCGGAGGCCAGACUCCCCUGCACGCUGUAGGUGCGCCUGGGCAGGGUCAUGGAAAGGAACGUGACUGAGUUAAGCCGGUAGGAUGAUUAGGGUUCUUCAAGGACCCCACUAAUUUUUUUUUAAAGAUUUAUUUAUACAAGAGCUGGGGUACAGGCCAGAGGCGCGAGAGGGUGAGAGGAUUCACCAGAGACAGAGCUGGGAGUGGAACAGGCAGAUGGACCAAAAGCACUGCUGAGGGAAGCAGCGGGCGAGACAGGAGAGAUCCGCUGCGCCAUGUGGGAAUCUCCCUGGCUGGCUGGGAAUCGAACCCAUGCUGCAGAGGCUAUAGACAGCUUCACAGCACUGCACUGAACCCACUGCGCCACUGGGGAGGCCCUGACCCCAUUGAUUUUUAACAGGGAUAGUGGGCUCCAUGGCUGCUGUUCGCAGCUGGUAGUUAGCGGGUGGGCGCGCCAGUCUGACUCCAUGGCGCUGGGUGUGCUGCCCUCUGCCCAGGACCUGGCCUGACUCUUCCAGGCCCUAAAGACUGGUGCUACAGGCUGGUACAGAAUCGUGCCUGAUGUGAGGGCAAAGCCUCAGCAAAAUACUGAUUCCCGGGCUGAGCUUAGAAUAGCUCCAACCAGAGGACCAGUGUCCUCUUCCCGUGUUGGGGGCUCGGCAUGUCACUCUGGGGGAAAUGGGCUGCUGCGGUCAGGUGUCUGGGUAGAUAACGAGGACUGAGAUGGUAAAGUGCGUGGUUCCUGGCAGCACAGAGUGUUUGUGCCUGAGCUGUUACAGCACAGAGUGGACAGCUUGUGCAGAGCAGCCACACCCUCCUUUUUUUCUGGGUUCCAUCAAAAUUCCUUGGCAUCUCAGGACAUUGUCUUAUAAGUUAGCCCUUGUCCCCCACUCUUGGCAAUAAUCCCUUCUUACUGCAGUUUUUAUUUAAUGUUUAAUAUUUUCAGGGUAUUUAAAUGAUGACAGGUUGUAAAUCCAUUAUCCCAAUAAUAUAAUCCCUCUAGAACAUCUUAACAGCCCCUUCUAGCCCUACCUUAAUGCUCUGACUCUGCCCUCCAGGCCUGACUCCGCCCUGCAGGCUGUGACCCUGCCCUCUGGAGCCUGUGGUUGCCUCUCCUGAGGCAAGUCCAAGGCCUCCUGGGGGCAGCCUCUAACUGAUGUGGGUAGAGAGAAGACAUAUAGUUGCUGGGAAUACUUCUCUGAAUUCUGAUUGUCUCAUUGGUGUUAAUUGUGUUUCCCACUAGACCAGAAACUUCUUGAAAACCCUUCUAUCUCUGGGAGGCUAUGUAGAUUCAAACAAAUGUGACCUAAAUUUUGCAUCUGUAAUAAUUCCUCCUAAACCAACUUGUUUAGGAAGGUUGGUUGCAGGGAGUAGCAUGAAGGAACUAGUGAGCAGGGGUUCUGAAGCUGCUUGGCGUAAGAGUAGAGGGUGUAAGGGGGAGGGGAGUGGCCCAACAGUGGUAGGACUGAUCUAGGCCCGGGCCAUUUCUGAGGGUGGGGCCUACACUGAUGCCCGGUCAGGAGAUCUGAAAGGUCUGCUUUCGUGUGGCUUUGCUUAGAAUUCAUCUGGAACUCAGUCGUGAAGAAUGAUGCGUAGAGAACUGGCCUGCUGCCCUGUCAGCUGAGGCUCCUCAGCCACAGCGUUAUAUGAGUGGACAGUUGAAACUGAGGCACAAACCACCCAUCGUGGUCCCCAUGCCACUGAGAGUGAGGGCAGGCUGUGUUGUCUGCCUCGUCACCUGGGGAUCCUGGCUUUUCCCUCUGGUGGCCCCUGCUGUCUCCUCUGCCUGGGCCCUAGUCUGAAUCCUGCCACCUCAGGGGUUUACCUGCUGCUGGGCCCCAGGCACAGGCCUGUGUCCUUCCUGUGGAAUCUGCAUGUUCUGCGCCUCCACCUGGUAUCUUUCCUGGUGCAAGUGUGAGGCCGCCACCCUUCUCUUUUCUCCCCCAUGGCACAGCCAGUAGGGGGACAGGCCAGCCCUGAUGCCACAUGUUGGUGAGCCUUGUCACUGCCAUCAGUGUGUCCUCACCCGUCUCCUUAUAU